Messenger RNA from Fragaria vesca subsp. vesca, 3270 nucleotides. RefSeq names its product pentatricopeptide repeat-containing protein At4g31850, chloroplastic-like. Lineage: Eukaryota; Viridiplantae; Streptophyta; Magnoliopsida; Rosales; Rosaceae. Gene Ontology annotation, molecular function: protein binding. The transcript has a single exon. The record is from RefSeq and is a predicted model, not a curated record. Bases 1 to 3270 code for a protein of 1089 amino acids.
AUGUGCUGCUGUACUAGUGACACCACCACUAGUAGGAUAUUUGGUCCUCUUUUACACCCACUACCCAAAUCCAAGUUAAAGGUGUGGCCUUGUCCCAAGAGGAACACACGCUUGGGUUUGUGUGCCUUUGUCAUCAAAAGGCCGCACCAGCAGGUGGUGGUCAACACCAAAAAGCCCAGAAAUUCAGUGUCCUCUGAGGAAGUUGUGAGGGUGCUAAAGUCCAUUUCAGACCCGACCUCUGCCUUCUCAUUCUUCAAGUCCAUUGCUGACUUGCCCACUGUGCUUCACACCACUGAAACUUGCAAUUACAUGCUUCAACUCCUUGGGGUUCAUAGGAGGGUGGGCGAUAUGGCUUUUGUCUUUGAUUUAAUGCAGAGGCAUAUCAUUAACAGGAGUCUGGACACUUACCUCACCAUAUUUAAGGGUCUUAAUAUCAGAGGUGGAAUUCGAGCAGCACCCUAUGCUCUUCCAAGGUUGCGCAAACAUGGCUUCGUCUUGAAUGCCUUUUCUUACAAUGGCUUGAUCUAUAUGCUUAUCCAGUCUGGCUACUGUAGGGAGGCUUUGCAGGUCUACCAAACUAUGGUGUCACAAGGUAUUAGGCCCAGCCUCAAGACAUACUCAGCUCUUAUGGUCGCAUUGGGAAAGAGAAGGGAUGUUCAAGCUGUUAUGGGUCUGCUCAAAGAGAUGGAAACUUUAGGACUCAGGCCUAAUGUUUAUACUUUCACUAUAUGCAUUAGAGUACUCGGGAGGGCCGGGAAGAUUGAUGAGGCCUAUCAAAUAUUCAAGAGGAUGGAUAACGAGGGAUGUGGCCCCGACGUUAUCACCUACACUGUUCUCAUCGAUGCCCUCUGUAAUGCAGGUAAACUCGACAAUGCCAAGAAGUUGUUUGCAAAUAUGAAAGCAAGGGGUCAUAAGCCUGACCAAGUAACCUACAUUACGCUGCUGGACAAGUUUAGCGACUGUAAAGACUUGGACACAGUAAGAGAAUUCUGGAGUGAAAUGAAAGCUGAUGGUUAUGCUCCUGAUGUGGUCACUUUCACUAUACUAGUCGAUUCUUUGUGCAAAGCUGGAAACGUAGAUGAAGCAUUCAGUAUGUUGGAUAUCAUGAGGAAAGAAGGUGUCUCACCAAAUCUUCAUACCUACAACACAUUAAUUUGUGGACUUCUGCGGUUAUGUAGGUUGGAUGAGGCACUUCAGCUCUUCAACAGUAUGGAUUCUCUUGGUGUUACACCUACUGCUUAUACAUACAUCCUUUUCAUCGACUAUUAUGGGAAGUCUGGUAAGUCGAGAAAAGCUAUUGAGGCCUAUGAGAGGAUGAAAACUCGAGGCAUUGUUCCUAAUAUUGUUGCUUGUAAUGCCUCUUUGUAUGGUCUUGCUGAGGAGGGUAGACUUCACGAGGCGAAACAUAUUUAUGAUGAGCUUAUAUACAGUGGGCUUUCUCCGGAUUCAGUAACUUAUAACAUGAUGAUGAAGUGCUAUAGUAGGGUGGGUCAAAUAGAUGAAGCCAUCAAGUUACUCUCAGAGAUGGAAAGGAAUGGGUGCGAGGCUGAUGUCAUCAUUGUUAAUUCGUUGAUUGACAUGCUUUACAAGGCUGGCCGAGUAGAUGAGGCAUGGCAAAUGUUUUACAGAAUGAAGGAAAUGAAGCUCACUCCAACAGUUGUGACCUACAAUACAUUACUGGCUGCAUUAGGGAAAGAGGGUCAAGUCGGAAAAGCUAUUGCAAUGUUUGAGAAUAUGACUGAACAAGGGUGUCCUCCAAAUGCAAUAACGUUCAACACACUCCUGAAUUGCCUUUGCAAGAAUGAUGAGGUCAAUUUGGCCUUGAAAAUGCUUUGCAAAAUGACCGUGAUGAAUUGCUGUCCUGAUGUUCUGACCUAUAAUACUAUAAUUCAUGGCUUAAUCAGAGAAAACAGAAUUGAUUAUGCAUUCUGGUUCUUCCAUCAGAUGAAGAAACUCCUACUUCCUGAUCAUAUAACAUUGUACACCCUCCUUCCCAGUGUUGUAAAGGAUGGGCGCAUUGAGGAUGCUCUCAAAGUUUCUGGGGAGUUUGCGUAUCAGGUCGGGGUUCGAGCAGACAAGCCUUUCUGGGAAGAGUUGAUUGGAACGGUUAUUAUUCAAGCUGAAGAAGACCGAGCUGUUUUAUUUGCUGAAAGGUUGAUUUCUGAGAGAAUUUGCCUAGAUGAUUCUGUUCUGAUACCUCUACUUCGAUUUUUGUGUACACGUGGGAAAACUCUUGAUGCUCAGAAUUUGUUUACAAAGUUCACUAGAACUCUUGGAGUUCAGCCAACACUAGAAGCAUAUAACUGUUUGAUCGAGUGGCUUCUUAAAGACCAUUUCACUGAACAAGCUUGGGAUCUAUUCAAGGAGAUGAAAAUUGCUGGCUGUGCACCUGAUGUUUUCACCUACAAUUUGUUACUUGAUGCUCAUGGGAAGUCUGGGAACAUCACUGAACUCUUUGAAUUGUAUGACGAGAUGAUUUGCAGGGGACACAAGCCUAACACCAUAACACACAAUAUAGUUAUCUCCAGUCUUGUGAAAUCUGAUAGCCUAGACAGGGCUAUAAAUCUCUAUUAUGAUCUUGUGAGUGGUGAUUUUUCUCCUUCUCCUUGUACAUAUGGCCCUCUCAUUGAUGGACUUUUCAAGUCGGGAAGACUAGAGGAAGCAAUGCAUUUCUUUGAGGAGAUGGCAGAAUAUGGAUGCAAGCCUAAUUGUGCGAUCUUCAAUAUUCUUAUAAAUGGUUUUUCAAAAGUAGGUGAUGUGGAAACUGCUUGCGAGUUGUUUAAAAGGAUGAUUAAAGAAGGGAUAAGACCAGACCUGAAGUCGUUCACCAUUCUUGUGGAUUGCUACUGCCAGGCUGGAAGAGUGGAUGAUGCUUUGCACUAUUUUGAGGAGUUGAGACAAAGUGGCCUUGAUCCUGAUUCAGUUUCCUACAACCUUAUGAUUAAUGGACUCGGAAGAUCACGGAGGAUGGAGGAAGCUCUGGUUCUUUAUGAUGAAAUGCGGAAGAGAAGAAUUACUCCUGAUAUUUUCACCUACAAUUCAUUGAUACUCAAUCUUGGACUUGUUGGAAUGGUGGAGGAAGCAGGAAGGAUAUAUAAAGAACUACUACUUACUGGUCUUGAACCUGAUGUGUUUACUUACAAUGCUCUCAUUCGGCUGUAUAGCACUUCUGGAAAUACAGAUGAUGCUUAUGCAGUCUACAAGAACAUGAUGGUUGGCGGCUGCAGUCCCAAUGUUGGAACGUAUGCGCAGCUUCCCAAUCAAACUUGA